Molecule: messenger RNA, 1274 nt
Organism: Nylanderia fulva
Lineage: Eukaryota; Metazoa; Arthropoda; Insecta; Hymenoptera; Formicidae
Source: RefSeq, a predicted model, not a curated record
AGUAACGCGCGCACGUUGAGACGCUUAAACGUAUCUUAUUAAAUUCCUCUCUGAUUCUAUCAAUAAUUAAAAUGCGGGGGUCUCUUUGGAUUCUUCUCGUUGCGAUCGCGACGGUGAUCGCCGAAAACGACGAAUCCUGGACCUGGCGCGACGAUAAACAGAAGCUGACAAGCAGAUCCGCCGACGCCAGGUAUCAAGUGUACGAGCCUCUGGAAGGUUUCGAAAACAAUGGCGUUCAUUCAGGCUUCCGGCCUCAAAACCCAGGGCCUUACGGUCCUAAUGGCGGAUCCCUCGUGCCGGGAUAUCAAGGUAACAAUGGUGUUCUCGUGGGUCCCGGUGGACCAACAGGAAUAAUUGGCAGACCGCCGCGUUAUGACCCGCAUGGACCCGACGGUAUCCUAGAUUCGGUGCCACCCUGGAUCAGAGGCGAUUCUCGUUAUCGCGAGUUCGACACCUGCAAGUGCAGAUACAGCUUCAAUUGUCCGUCACCCGGCUUGAAAUUCGGUUACUGCUCCAGGAACAAAAAGUACUGUUGCUUCAACAGCAAAAGAUUCCCAGGACUAUUGGAAGGACAGAAUUAUCCAUAUUAUCCCGGUACGCCGCAUAAGUACGGACCGAGCGGUUUCGCGCCGACGUCGAAUUAUUACGGCAAUCGAAGACCGUACGGAGGUGGCUACCAGCAUCCGUCUUCCGGUGACUAUUAUCCGGGACCCUACGGCGGAGCUUACGGUCACCGUAAUGAGUUCGAGCCAUACGGCUACGACGGGGAACCCGACGAUUAUGCGAUCUACGGGCGGUCGUUGGGCAAAAAUCGGACGCUGGAGGCGAAUAACGAGCGGAAGCUGAAGACGAACGAGGAGAUCAAGAAGCGGUGAUUAUUUACGCGCAACAAUGUGCGUAACGAUAAUAUUCUCGAUCGUUUCGCUCCCGAAAUACGGGGGAUGCCAAAGAUGCGACUGAGAGAUACAAAAGGUUUUCCUUCCUCUCUAUCUGUCUAAUUGGAUAAUGAUGCAAAUCGAAUAUUUCACGUAUACGAUUUAUUUGAAUAAUUUAUUGAGUAUAGAAGUAUUAAUAACGCGUCCGAAUUAAUUGAAUGUUCUUUUGGAAAUAUUUUAGAAUAGGUGCUCUUUGAGUGAGAGCAACAGGAUUUAUAUUUUUGGAGAAAUAAAUUAUUUGAAUAUAUGUAUUUUUGUUAACCCUCUUGUCGCGAUGAAAGGAUGUUAUAUAAAAUGUUCUUUUUUUGGAAAUAUAUUUUAGAAUGGGUUCUCCUUAUA